This is a messenger RNA of Trypanosoma cruzi, 2859 nucleotides long. RefSeq lists its product as uncharacterized. Gene Ontology annotation, biological process: iron-sulfur cluster assembly. The record is from RefSeq and is a predicted model, not a curated record. NCBI's taxonomy places the organism in Eukaryota, Euglenozoa, Kinetoplastea, Trypanosomatida, Trypanosomatidae. The transcript has a single exon. Bases 1 to 2859 code for a protein of 952 amino acids. Gene Ontology annotation, cellular component: cytosolic [4Fe-4S] assembly targeting complex.
AUGCCAUCUAUGUCCGGAGAAAAAGUAGAUAAUAUAAUUGAAAGAGCCAUUUCAAUGGGUCUCAACUGCGAUGAGGAAACUUUUGAGAAGCUACGGCAAGUGCCUCUUCUUCAGUUGUGCCGCAUGAUGAGUAGAUAUCUUACAGAUGAGAAACAUAUUAUUGAAGCGCUUUUUGUUUUGAGCCUGGCCACAACAAGACGAAAAACUCUACUAGAUGAAGAGGCCGUCGUCGUACUGAAAUUUUUUUUAGAAAAGCUUUCCUCUUUGCAGACAAUUGAAACUUCCGUGGAAUGUAUUACGAGAGUUAUUGAAUAUUUGUCUUCCCAGCGGCCUUGUAGUAAGAUCGUUUUUACAGAGUUAGCUAAUGGUUUUCUACCCAAUGUUAGGUUACAGGCUUUGCCAACAAGAGUCCGGCGUAGUGGAUUUAAAAUCCUUAAAUACAUGGUUUCAGAGGCCACCGUGUCAUGGCUUACCACACCCGUUCUCUGUUUGCUUCUGGAAGCCAUGGACGAGGAAGGGGAGCCGGAACUUGUGUUGCAUAUGUUUGAGCUCUACUAUUUUUUGAGUUUUUUUGUUGAUAAAAAUAACAUUGUUCCUCUAAAGGAACAAUAUUUUGACAGUAUUUCUAGUUAUUUUCCAGUAGUAUUUUCCCGGCCACCAGGGUGCAGUGUGACACGAGAGGAAUUGAAACGAAGUCUUACUCGGUGUAUGACUUGCCCACUUUAUUUGGAUCCCUGCGUUUCAUUUACUUUGUCAAGGUUGUCGUCUCCGUCAUCUUUUGUGAAGCAGGAGUCCAUAGCCGUCCUUUUGGAAUUAUUUUCUCCUGAAUCGGCACACGACAUGAACGAUUUGAGUCCCCAUAUACUUCCCGUCGUAAGUCACGUACGGAAUGAAGUUAUUAAGGGUGUAUCUCUGGGUUUUAGUGAGGGGGACUCAUACAUACGAGAUUGUAUGAAUCUUUUGAGUUUUAUUGGCAAAAGAUCUCAUGGGGUUUUAUCCCCAGUCAUAGCUUCCUGGAUAGAACCAGCAAUUAGUGGUGCUUUAACAAGUUUGAAUUCUGGAAGUGCAACAUGUUCUGCAUACGCUACCAUGUUUUACCAUUUAGCCCGCAGUGAUGCUUCUUGUGGUACUUCCCUUCUGUCUCAUUUUUUGCCGUUGCUAUUAAUGAAUUUGAACGAGAUUGAUGGUGGGAAAGAAAAUGCUUUUAUUAUUCUUUCAGCUGUUUUUACAGGCAUUUUAGAUCUGUGUACCACCGAUGAGGUGCACCAUGGAUUGUCGUCAACUCUGGAUGACGUGAAGAGAAGUCUGGAGUUGAGCUCCCCAGAAUUAUUCCGGCUUGUGGAAACCCUAUUACUGGCCCUAAAAAUGGCUGAAUCUUCCUCAAAGAUCAUCAUGUGUGAACUACUUUCAUCCCUAUUGAGUUUGGAUGUAUAUCUGCAUCCAUGGAUGCCUGUGGAGAGUGUUCAGUUGUCGUAUGAAAAUCUCUUGUUGAUUUCUUUACAGGGCAAUGAGGAAAUUCACAUUAAGGUUGCCCGAUGUAUUUCUCGUAUUGGUCAUCUUGAGGGGAAUGGUUUGAAUAAUGCUAUCGUUCAUUUACUUGAAAAAGAAACGAAGUUCAACGCUACUGGGAUUAUCACACUUUUUAAUGCUCUUUUGAUGUCUUCUGUUCCUGUCGCUCUUUUGGCCAUGGAACUUUUGUUAAAUCCUUUACGGUCUUUGGUUGAAUCACGGCUUUCUGAAUCAGAUGUGUUUUCUUUGUGCAGGCGUGCUCUUUCAGAAAAUGCAGACUUUUCAGAAGAAGAUAUUUUGCAUUUGUUGCAAAUCGUGGUUUUGAAAAAUUUGCCCGCGAGUUUGGAAUUUUUGUGUGAACUGCUUGUGCGUAUUUCUUUAUGUUCAAUUGAGAAAACGGUGCUGCAGAUGGUUGACGGAAAAAGGUGGAGCAUAUUGGUGAUCGCUCUGCUUUCUUCCUGUGACUCGGAUGUGCUUCAUGUUUCAGAGACCCUGGAGCACUGGGUAACGGAGAUGUUGAAUGCCGUUCAGGAAGAAGAAUUUCGACGCGUAACGAUACAAGGCGUGUCGGCAAUAUGCGCCCACGCGCCAAACGCUUUAGAGGGUUUCUUAACAAGGUCAAGAGGCCUAGAUCCAGAGCUUCAGCUUGCCGUGCAUGCAGCUGCAGCCCGUGGUCUAAUAAAGGCUGGCUUAGCAAUGGAUGGUGAGGUGAAGGGUAUAAUAUUAAGGUUACUGGACGCAAUUUGUAGUGGUGUAGACAUUGAUGAAGUUUUGACAGCCACUUUUUUCUCGCCAUCAUUGGGCUCGAAUAAAUGUGUUACCCUUCUUGUUCCCUUUAUUCAGGCCGUACGAACUAGCAACAUCCCUAUGCCAGAUAAAGUAUUGAAUGUUAUUCUUCAACUUCUUGGAAAAGAGGCAAUUGGUUUGGAGUUUGAUUGGAGUAGCAUUCUGGAAGUAUGCGAGAAUUUGGCACGACAGAAACCGUCCGAAGGUCAUGUUAUUGGCAUUUUGCAACUUUUGGAUUGUGUACUCCUUCGCAUAGACUCCAAAGUCUUUUUCAUGAAACGGAUUUUGACAAAUGAUGGUGCUCUCUUUCAGAUGUUGCUGAGUGCUGUGCGGUCUUCAGACCUACAGGCAAGAUGCACAGCCCUACGCCUGCUGUCGGAGGUAGCUAUGUUUGCCGUUCAGUUAACUGCCACGAAUAACGAGGAUGAAUUAAAUUAUAAAAGAAUCAUUGCAAGGGAGAAAGAAGGGGUACUGCAUCUAACACAGAUUUUGCUGGCUGAUCAUAAACGCGUGGUGCGUCGCGCUGCUGCCCAAUGCAGGCAUCAGUGGUAUAAAUUAAGGUAA